AUGGACGAGACGGGUGAGAAGGCGACUGUUACCAUCCUGCUCCUCGGAGAUCCGGGUUGUGGUAAGUCGACCUUCUUAUCUCGGCUGAAGACUCUAAAACCAAGCCCGCCAUCUCAAGCAAAAGGGGAACCAAAAGAGCCUUUGCAGCUCCUCCAUGACAGCAAUCAACCGUUUGUCUAUGAUAUCCGGUUUUCAAAGAAGUCAUUCAGACUGGAGUUUUACGACACGGCAAGCCCUAACCAGCACUGGACAACAUUGCAGCCUGACGUUGUUCUAUUGGCGUUUGAUAUAUCCAACAGAGCAACUCUAGAUGGAUUGAAAGGGUUUCUGUCUCAGUCUGCUGAACACGAGAAAAAAAAAUCAACUUUUAGUGGCGCAAUGAUAUCACCCGAUAUUUCCAAAGUGGAGCAGGCGAACUCUUACCGCAUUGCUCAAGAGCUCCAUUGUGACUGCUAUGCGGAAUGCUCUGCCGUUACAGGGGAGCUUAUGGCUGAAACCUUUGAAGAUAUUGCAAAGACUGCAGCAAUGACCACCACAGCCAGCGGAGGGCAGAGUGCAGGCGGCUGUACAAUCCUUUGA
This is a messenger RNA of Rasamsonia emersonii CBS 393.64, 579 nucleotides long. Its product is annotated as Rho-like small GTPase. Gene Ontology annotation, molecular function: GTPase activity; GTP binding. The coding region runs from base 1 to 579 and encodes 192 amino acids. The record is from RefSeq and is a predicted model, not a curated record. NCBI's taxonomy places the organism in Eukaryota, Fungi, Ascomycota, Eurotiomycetes, Eurotiales, Trichocomaceae. The transcript is spliced from 4 exons.